AUGGUGGAGCUCAAGAACGGAGAGACCUACAGUGGCGUGCUUGCCUCCUGCGAUGGCUUCAUGAACCUGCACAUGCGCGAUAUCGUGUGCACUUCCCGCGACGGCGAGCGCUUUUGGAAGAUCCCGGAAUGCUAUGUUCGUGGCAACAGCAUCAAAUACCUACGCUUGCCCGACGAGGUCAUCGAUAUGGUGAAGGAUGAGCCGCAGUCCCGCAAGGACCUCCCCGAUCUUCUCCCCAACCCGACCUGUAUCGAGAAGCCUACUGGUGCCACCGACUUUGGACGCUGGCUGGAUCCAACAUCAGUGGCGCGUGUGUACUAG
Messenger RNA from Symbiodinium sp. CCMP2456, 321 nucleotides. The record is from the annotation of a GenBank genome assembly. Lineage: Eukaryota; Dinophyceae; Suessiales; Symbiodiniaceae.